AUGACGGGUUCUUGCUCAGCAUCAGACUUCUGCUUGGAGGGAGAUUACUUAUUGGGUGGCCUUUUCCCUUUACAUGAAAUUGAAAAGGAAACAACUCUGUUUUCUGCAGAGACCACCGAAUGUUUCAGGCACAUUUCUUCCAAAUCUGGCUAUCACAUGUUGCAAGUAAUGAGGUUUGCUGUUGAGGAGAUUAAUAACUCCACCACUCUUCUGCCCAAUGUUUCUCUGGGCUAUGAAAUUUUUGACUAUUGUUCUAAUACAAAGAAUUUAAAUUCAGCCUUACGUUUCAUCUUAAAGAAUGGCUCAAUAAAACCUAAAGAAAAACUCAACAACUAUCAGCCUAAAGUGAUUGGUUUAACAGGACCAUAUGGAAGCACAAGAACUAUGACUAUUGCACCACUGUUCACAAUGGACCUUAUACCAAUGGUGAAUUAUGGAGCUUCUUCCUAUGCGUUAAGCAAUAAACUUCAGUAUCCUUCCUUUGUAAGAACAAUCCCUAGCAACAAAGACAUGAUAGAGAUGAUUAUUCACAUCAUACGGUGGUUUGGAUGGAACUGGGUUGCCUUUAUUGGUAGCCAAGACGAUUACAGUUCAGAUGGACUAAAGCUGUUUAAUAAGUAUAUAAACAAUACUGGCAUUUGUUUGGCCUAUCAAGAGGGUCUAAGUCUAAACGCAAACUACAGUCUAACGCUUAAAAAGAUUGAUAUGCUCAACAUCAAUGUCAUUGUAGUUUUUGCUUUGACACAAUAUGCAAGCAAAAUUGUCAAAGCAGCCAUAGCGAACAACAUCCAAGACAAAGUAUGGAUUGCAAGUCAAACAUGGGCUAUGAAUCAACAGCUUCCAAGAGAGCCAGGAAUUGAGAAAAUUGGCACAGUCAUUGGCAUUACAGAGAGACUGUUGUCAUUGCCCGGAUUUAAUGAAUUUGUCUAUAAAGCCAGAGGAACAUCUGAUGCUGGCCAUAAUGAUGCUGAGGAUGAAGUCAAGAGUAAGACAUGUAAUCAAGUUUGUCAUUACUGCUCAUUGCUGACUGCAGAGGAGAUUAUAAACGAGAAUCCAACAUUUUCCUUUGGCAUCUAUGCUGCCAUAUAUACGAUAGCUCAUGCAUUACAUAAAGUUCUGCAGUGUGACAUCAAUGAAUGCCAGAAAAAUACAAUGACCAAGUCAUAUAUGUUUGAGACGGUGGGCACAUAUGAGAAACAUGCAGAAAUUACGUUUACCAUCAACAACUCUCUCCUGCAAUGGCAUAACAAAAAGGUUCCUUUCUCAAACUGCUCUGUUGAGUGUAAGGUGGGACAUUCAAGACAAAUUGAAGGUUUUCAUGGUUGCUGUUUUACAUGUAGAAAAUGCCCGCCUAACAGCUAUGUGGAUUUUUCUCGGGACCCUUAUACUUGUUUUCCUUGUGCAGAGGGUGAAUGGUCUGAUGAGGGCAGCACAACAUGUAAGACUCGGUCUGUUGUCUAUCCUCAAUUCACAGAAAUCCCCUCCAUCAUUGUCAUGGUUUCUGCUGCAUGCCUAAUUAUUCUCCUUAUUGCCAUAUUUUGCCUUUUUGCCUACAAUUACGACACGCCAGUGGUGAAGUCUGCUGGUGGCGGCAUGUGUUUCCUCAUGCUGACCAGUUUGAUUUUGUCUAGCAUAAGUGUGUUCUUUUUCUUUGGAAAACCAACAUUUGUAUUUUGCCUCUUGAGAAAUGUCAUAUUUGCAUAUUUUUUCACUGUCUGUAUUUCCUGUUUGACUGUCCGUUCCUUUCAAAUUAUUUCUGUUUUUAAAAUGGCUACUCAGUUCCCUAAGUUGCACAGCCUUUGGGUAAAACACAAUGGCCAGAGGCUCUUCAUUGCAUUUGUUUCUUUCAUUCAUUUCAUUUCUUGUGUGAUCUGGAUGACUCUCAACGGAGAGAUCAACACAGAAAAGAUCUUCAGCAGAACAGAUCAGACCCUGUAUCUUUGUCACGGAGCAGGGGGAAAGAGACACAUGGGACUGAUUGAGGAUGCUUUCAAUUAUUUGUACAAAGAUGGAUAUGAUGAUUCCCAGAAGCUUGAAUGUGACAACAGACUCAUUUAUCUCCAGGAUGACUGGUUGUGCUGGCUGUUCCUCAUGUUCUUCAUUUCUUCAUCUUCUUCUAGUCAUCCCAACAGUACACAGUCCUUAGAAUUUCACAAAUACAUGUUUAUACGAUCACCUGAAUAA
This is a messenger RNA of Sinocyclocheilus anshuiensis, 2184 nucleotides long. Its product is annotated as taste receptor type 1 member 1-like. The transcript has 9 exons. Gene Ontology annotation, cellular component: plasma membrane. The record is from RefSeq and is a predicted model, not a curated record. Gene Ontology annotation, biological process: G protein-coupled receptor signaling pathway. Gene Ontology annotation, molecular function: G protein-coupled receptor activity. The coding region runs from base 1 to 2184 and encodes 727 amino acids. Lineage: Eukaryota; Metazoa; Chordata; Actinopteri; Cypriniformes; Cyprinidae.